AUGAAACUCACCAUCCCCCUCCUGCUGCUCUUCCAGCUAAUUGGCAACUGUUCCAGUUCUGCGCUUGAAAGCCGGCAGGUUCUCACUAACGCAGACGAUGACUCUUCCUGUACGCCCUCGAAGUCCUGCAAGAUCGGAUGCUGCGGGCCCAUAGACACAACCACCGGGAAAGGCUUCUGCGGGUUUGGACCUGACUUUUGCGGCACUGCCUGCACUUCGGACUGUGACCGAAAGAGCGAAUGUGAUCCUGGCUGGGGAGCCCAGUGGUCAAAUGCAUCGGCUUGUCCGCUGAACGUGUGCUGCAGCGCGUUUGGAUUCUGCGGUACGACGGACGAUUUCUGCAACGGCAAGAAGGUGAUAUCCCCCGAGUGCAGUGGAACCAGCGCCCACGGCCGAAUCAUCGGAUACUACGAAGGAUGGAACACUGACCGUCCGUGUGGAGCAAUGCAACCCCAGGACAUCCCGCUCGGGUACUACACGCACAUCUACUUCGCGUUUGCCCUAAUCAACCCCACGACCUUCCGCAUCGCGCCCAUGGACGCAAAGACCGCCUCGCGCUACCGAGCCGUCACAGCCCUGAAAGCCCGGCAGCCCUCGCUGCAGGUCUGGAUCGCCAUCGGCGGCUGGGCGAUGAACGACCCGGGCCCGACGCAGCGCACGUUCUCGGACCUGGCCGCCUCCGAGCAGGCGCAGGACGCGUUCUUCGAGUCCCUGAGCAGCUUUAUGCAGAACAACGGCUUUGACGGCGUGGACCUCGACUGGGAGUAUCCUGUUGCAGACGACCGGGGCGGGCAGCCCGCGGACUUUGACAAUUUCGUGACGCUGUUGAGGCGGUUGCGGGAGAAGUUGAAUCAAUCGGGGAGUCGGGUCGGGAUAUCAAUUACACUGCCCGCCUCAUACUGGUACCUCCGCGGCUUCAACCUCGUAGCGCUCGAGCCGUACGUUGAUUUCCUCAACAUCAUGACCUACGAUAUCCAUGGAACCUGGGACGCCCCCAUCCCAUCGCUCGGCCCGCACGCCCUGGCGCACACCAACCUGACGGAAAUCAACCAGGCCCUGGAACUCCUGUGGCGCAACAACAUCAACCCGCACCGCAUCAACCUGGGGCUCGCCUUCUACGGCCGCAGCUUCACCCUGGAAGACCCGCAGUGCACGCAGCCCGGAUGCCGCUACAGGGACGCCGGCCGCGCGGGGCCCUGCACCAACACCGCCGGCGUGCUCUCGGCCACCGAGAUCCAGGGCAUCCUGGCGAGCGGCGGCGGGGGAGGGGGGGGAAUGCGCGCGCGACAGACCCUGGAUGUUGCGGCGGCCGUGCAGAUCGUGGUGUGGGACCAGGACCAGUGGGUGAGUUGGGACGACGAGGUGACGCUGGGCUUGAAGGUGGAGUUUGCGAAUCGCCGGUGUCUCGGGGGGACGAUGGUGUGGGCGGUGGAUUUGGAUGCGGAUGGCACGUUGAUUAAUGGGUUGGGCAGGCGGAUGGGGAAGAAGAAGGAGGAGGUGUUUUUCUUCUAUCUUGACGGCUUGACGGCUUGA
This is a messenger RNA of Aspergillus ochraceoroseus IBT 24754, 1533 nucleotides long. RefSeq lists its product as uncharacterized. The transcript has 7 exons. The record is from RefSeq and is a predicted model, not a curated record. The coding region runs from base 1 to 1533 and encodes 510 amino acids. Gene Ontology annotation, biological process: carbohydrate metabolic process. Gene Ontology annotation, molecular function: hydrolase activity, hydrolyzing O-glycosyl compounds; chitin binding. Lineage: Eukaryota; Fungi; Ascomycota; Eurotiomycetes; Eurotiales; Aspergillaceae.